CAGCGCGAGCAUCGAGCUGUUCAUUAGAAGUUGGUUGGCUUGCUGCGCUGUGCGAGCAUUUGUCUUCGUUAGUUUCGUGCCGGUUUUUAUGCCGUUUAGAUGUGUUUAAUAGUUUGAGCUUAAAGGCGAACGGAGACGAUUGCGUUUUUCGUAUAAAAAUUUCGCUACACAACGGCAGGGUGUCCAAUGUCGCAUUGUGAAUAUCGCGAGCAGCAUCAUUCAGAAAUAUCCGCAAAUAGUUUGUGAAAUUAAGCGAAAAUAAAUGUUUGCGAGUGUGUGUGAAUAUGAAUAAAUGUUAAUACAAAAAGUUAAAAAUAUUUGAAGUGUCUCUACGAAGUUGUAUGAAAAUUUUCGUGGCUGUGCAAAGCCAAAAAGUAGAAAAUAAAAUACAAACAGCAAUAACAGCAACUGCUUAGCGGCGCAACGAAUCAAUCAGGCAAAGCAAAUACACCGUUCGUGUGUCGGAAAGGAGAACCGCAUGCAACUGUGUAUGUGUGCAUAAGCAAUAACUAGGAAACGAAGACGCUGCUGCUUGCUGUUGCUGCUACUUCAGCUCCGCGCAGUCACUUUAAUACUGCUUGCAAUCUUUUGUUUUUGAAUUUUUUUUUGGAUUUUCUUUCAAAAAAAAUCUAGUGUUUGUCUCGUGUGUGUGCGUGUGUUAAGAUUUUCGGCUCGUCGCUAUUUAUGCCGGUGCGUCGCAGCUAAGAACAGGUAGUGAUUGCAAGCACGACGACUCGGAUGCUACCUGCUUAUUCGCUUCGCUGACUGACUGACGUACAGACGGACAAUUGUUUAUCGAUUAUUGACUGCUGAAUAACUACAACAAAUCCGUCAGUUUUAUGCAUAUGCUCAGUGCUUGCUAAGUGAGUGCGUGUGUUUAUUGGCAGCCGUAAGCGAUUGUAUUUGCGAAGUCGCUGCAGUGCCAUGAAUGAAUAAGAAAGCGUGUAAAAUAAAAUAAAAAUCAUAAUAAUAAGAAAUUGUAUAUGCUAAAUAUAGCAGUGGAAUAAGUGAAACAAAGCCGCAAACCGGUCGAAGGAGUUUUGUGCAAAACUAGAAAAAAUUACGAAAAGCAAGCAAGCAAAAAUAAAAACAAGCAACACGUUGCCAGCGCGCUUUGGUCAUUACAUGAGUGCAGCAGAGCCGGAAAAUCAUAAGUUAAUAUUUUCCGUCGCGACCACACAAGUCAUACUAUAUAUAAAUAUAUAUGAUAUAAUAAAGCCAAAAACUUACGUUCAAAAAAGUCACAAUAUCUGAACGUUCGCUGUCCGACAAGUGAUUAAUAAUUUGCGGAAGAACAUCAUCUACUGCCUUUAUAAGAGCAUAAUCGGCAAUAUUUGUUCAAAGUUUUAAUGGAAUUUUCGUGUGCCGCAGCGAGUCUCCGACAUUCAUCAAAGAGGAACCACGACACGCCGCAACAAUAACAGCAACAAUAAUACGCUGUGACUAGUGAAAACACGUGCUUACUGCGAAAGCAAGCACAAACACAACAACAACAAUAAUUUAGACUUAACUUCUCCAACAACAAUCACUACUUUUAAGCAACAAACAACACAGCAAAAUGGCCAGUUCCAAGAUAAUCUUGAAAGUUUUACUCUCGCUUUGCGUGUGGUCCUUCGUCAUAAUCGGUCUCUUCAAAAUGCACGGCACCAAUAUAGUCUCGCAAGAGUACAGCGCCGUGCCAUUGAGCGGCCGCAUUUUGCUGCAGAAAGAUAUAUUGCGUUAUGCGGAGACUACGUCGACCACAACGGAUCGUUUUGAUCCAUCGGAGAUCUUAGUGGACAAUCGAACAGCCAUGGACGAUGAUCAGCUGGUGCGCGAUGUUGAGUCGCGCAUCCCUUCGCUCCCCAUCGCCUAUUGGAGCAAGAACAAGAACUUCCGCCAGCAAAAGUCCAACACUUGCGCCAAGUAUCCAUCCAUCUUUGAGUUGGAAUUCAAUAAUAUCUACUGGCAGACAAUGCGCACAACCAACGGCACCUUUCAGCUGUUCGGCGCAUACUAUGAUAUACGUAAGACCUCACGUAUUGGACCGACGGUACGUAUACUCGGCAUGAUCGAUCGCAUACAGCCGACGGUGAAGACAUAUUGCCAGUUCUGGUUCGAUGGCCAGAAGGAGCCCUUCAUUGUUAAGACAUUCGAAUACAAAUAUAUCUGGUACAAUAAGUGGGGCAACUACAAGCAGGGCAUCUAUCAGCCUUAUCUGAUAGCAUGUCAAAUACCGAAACCGUUCCACGGCGUUGUGCCCAGCUCGGUAUCGAUGGUGGAGAAGGAAUGCGAUACGGCAACAAAUAACUUGCGCGUCAUCUACAAUCGGCCGCCAGAUGAUCAGAAGAAAGGUUUCGCCGUUUGUGUUAAGGGUUUGGACUUUCUCUACGAUGAUCUCUCUGUGCGUUUGAUUGAGUGGAUCGAGAUGUUGAAUAUUUUGGGCGCCGAUAAGAUCUACUUCUACAAUCUGCAAGUGCAUCCGAAUAUCACAAAAGUGCUCAGCCACUACGAACAGGAAGGCAAAGUGCAGGUCAUACCGCUGACGCUACCGGGCGGACAACCGAAUGUGCCCGGCUUCCAGCAUCUCUACCUCACGAAAAAGACGAAUCACAAGCGUCAGAACGAGGUCAUACCCUACAAUGAUUGUCUCUACAAGAAUCUCUACUUAUACAAAUACAUUGCGCUGCUCGAUAUCGACGAGGUGAUCAUGCCGAAGGGCAACUUCGUGCUCUGGUCAGAGCUAAUGGAGAAGGUGGUGCCCGAAUCGCUGAAGAUCAAACCCGAAGGCUACAACAGUUACAAUUUCCGCAAUGUAUACUUCCUCGACGAUCAACAGCACGAGCAUGGCUGGCACAAGGACAUACCCAAGUACAUGCACAUGUUGCAACACGUGCACCGCGCCAAGAACUACACCAAACCCAAUCAGUACGUGAAGUGUUUCCACGAUCCAGAGCGCGUGCUCACGCUACACAAUCACUUUCCGCUCGCCUGCCUCGGUGGCGUCUGUAAGUCCUACCCGGUGAACACCACCGACGCACAACUGCAACAUUAUCGCGCCGACUGCGUGAAUACGCUAAAAAAGAGCUGUGAGGAGUAUCGCGAGAAUUCGGUCGAAGACAAAACGAUCUGGAAGUACAAAGACGAGUUAAUACGACGCACCUUCCGCACGCUCGACACGCUGGGCUUCUUCAAGCGGCCCAUCAGCAAUGGUGGCGGCAUUGGUUCGACCACACAUGCGAGUGAGCGGUGAUUUCUGGGCAGUUGGUGGGCGGGCGGCAGCAAUAGCUGGUUGGGCGGCAGAAUGGGGGAGAGCAGUAGCGGUAGCGGCGCAGGCAAUGCGGCAGAUUACUAUGAGCGUGAGCGUUGGCGAGAGGGUGCGGCGGGCAGCAAUGAAUUUUUCUGAUAAUUCUGAGCGGAAUUUUAAAGUGGCUGAAGGCAGGCAUAACUACAGUGUUUAGCUGGCAUGAAAAGAAGCGGCUGUAAUAAUUUUUUGUUUAAAUCGUAAAGUUAGAAAAGCUCGUGAAAGCUGCUGGCAACUAGUGAAAGUUCUUUGAAAUGCAUGAAAGCUUUUCAAAACUUGUGGAAGUUCUUGAAAGCUCAUGAAAGCUUUUUAAACUCAUAAAAGCUCAGGAAAGCGCGUGCUGGCUCUAAAAAACUUAGCAGUUCUGAAACGUAGUCCACUUGCAAAAUAUUGGUUUGCGUCUUUGCUCAAAAACUAACAGUGCAACAAAAAAGUAUGUAAACGCAUUUCGCAACCGGGCUGUCUGCUACAAAGUAACAUUUAUCGUCUCACUCCAGAGCAACUCUCCUAAUUGUCGUUGACCUUGACGUCGUCACCUAAAAUAGGUAAAAAACUCUGUCAAAAAAAUAACGAAAACAGUGUAGUACUUAACGAAGACAAUUUCUCCGCUGUAUUUUACAAAAAAUUAACGAAAGUUUUUUUUUAUUACUAAAAGCAAUGAGAAGUUAUUACUUCGAAGCAGUGUUAAAGCGAUAAAGUGUUCCCCAGCAUUGAAAAAAUGCUUGUAAAUUUUAUCUAUCGAAAAAAACAAAAAAACGAAGAAUCUCAAAUAUUACAAAAAAUUUUUUUUUAAUACUGACUCCUUUAAAAGCUGUCUUUAUUUGUAGAACAAAAAAAUUGUAAAUUCUAGUAAAUAAAUCUUGUUACUAUGCUCUUUAUAUUUACACUUAAAAAAAAGAACAAAAAUGUAAAAUGUGCCUUCAUGUUAAAAAGUGUACGAUCUUGAAAAAAAAACUAAACAGAAAUACUAAUUUUUUGUAUAUAAACAUAGAAUGAGGAAAUAUUGUUGACUUUUAAGGUAAUAUUGCCGUGAAAAUAAUUUGAAAGUGCCAAAAGCUGAGCUGAAAAUGUUUUCAAAAUUUUUAAAUAUUUUAUACAAUAUAUUGGAAUUUGAAAAAAAAUUUUAAAAAAUUAAAUGUGAAAACCUGAAAAGAUUUUAACAGUGUUGCCAGAUUGAAAUAACCGAAAUUUCUGUUAAUUAAAAAAUUCAAAAAUCAUUUUUAAAUUUGGAAAUUUGUAAAUUUGAAAAAAAAUCUGAAUAAUUAAAUGUGAAAAGCUAAACCAUUAUCUUUUUAAAGUGUUGCCAGAUUAAAAUAGCAGCAAUUGCUGUUUAUUGAAAAGUUCAAAAAUCUAAUUUUUCAAUUUUGAAAUUUCAAAAAAAAUGAAAUAUUAUUUUUUAAGUGUUGCCAGAUUAAAAUAGCCGAAAUCGCUGUUAUUUGAAAAAAAAAAACAAAAAUCGUUUGAAAUUUCGAGUAAGUUUUGUACGUUAAUAAUUAUUUUUUUACUUCUUGACAUAACUGUUUCGAUAAAUUAGCAAGGUUUUUGGCACUACAAACCAUAAUUUUUUUAAAGUUUUCAAAAAUUUUUUUUUUGCUUUGCCAUCAUUGACCACGACUACAAUCGCAACAGAACAAAUACAUAAGUGUCACAAAUAAUAUAAUAUUAAAUAAUUUCAAGCACUAAUUUACAAACUUAGUAAUUAGUGAAAUUUAAGUUGUGUAAAUUAUUUAUUUAUAUUUUUUAAUUUUGAAAUUUGUGAAAUAUUUGAAUUUUUUAUGUAUUUUAUUAAUUUUAGAGAGUUUUUUUUGUUUUGUAAUAUUGACUUUUUUUGGAAUUUAGAAAUGUUGAAUAUAUAUUUUAAAUUUGGCAAUUUUUUAAUUGUAGACUUUUUUUUAAUGUUUUAAAUUUUUUAUAAUUUUUCAAUUUUUUUUUAAAUUUUAGACAUUUUUUUAAUUAUUGACAUUUAUUUUUAAUAUUUGACAGUUUAUUUUUUAAUUUUUGUCAAUUAAAAAAUUAUUGAAUUGUGUUUUUUAAUUAUUAAAAUUUUUGGACAUUUUUCAAAAAUUUUCAUAGUUCUAAUUACAACUUAAGCAAUAAGUAAAAUUAAAGUUCUGUAAAUAAUAAUUUUUUUUUUGAUUUUUUUUAAUUUUGAAUAAUGAUUUUUUUAAUUUUUGUAAUGUUUAAAUAUUUUGGACAUUUAUUUUAAUUUUUGGCAGUUUUUUUUAAUUUUUGACAUGUUGUUUUAUUUUUGUUAAUUUAAAAAAUAAAUUUUUUUUGAUUUUCAACCUCAGCAAUUAGUAAAAUUAAAGUUCUCUAAAUAUUUAUUUUUUUUAGAUUUUUUUUUAAUUUUAGAAAAUUUUUUUUUAAUUUUUGACAUAUUUUUAUUUUUUUUUUAUUUCUCAUUAUGGCAAGUAAUUUAUUUUUUAAAAAAAAAUUUCUAACGUUAGAUUUAAAAAAAAAAAUUUUUAUGGAUAUUAUGGUUUGAUUUUUUAUUUAAUUUUUUUUUAUACUUAAUUUUUUUUUCUGAUUAUAUUAAAAAAAUAAAUAUUUAAAAUAUUUGCUAAAAAACAUUGCUGCUUAUGUAACUUUACAUUUUUAUUUAAAAUUAAAAAAAAGAAAAAUUUUCAAAACAAAAUCCUCUCGCAUUUUCCAAUUUCACUAAAUAAAAAAAAUAACUAAUUUUAAGCAAGUACACAAUUUAAUCCCUAAGUUAAAGACUGAUGGCGUUGUAAAGACGAUUAAAGCGAUUUAUAUAUGUAUAUGUAUGUGUAAAAUAAUAAAUUUAAAAUGUGAACUCACUCACUCAAAUCAUAACUGUAAGAACCGAAACUGAGACAAAAGUAAUAAAAAUUACACAGAAGAAAAAUGUGUAAAAACUGUCAAAUUGUGAAAUUAAAAUUUUCACACAAAUUAACGAAAAUUCCAUAACGGUUAUUAGAAAAUUAUAAAUGGCAACUCUGCCAAUCAACCAAAUUUACAAGCAACUUACUAAGCAAUGUUGGUGAGAAAACGAGCAAAGCGAGAAAUAUCAUUAAAUUUAAGUUUCUACUGAGUAAAAAAACAAUAUGUUAAUUGUAUAAUUAAAGAUGUAAGAAAAAAAUCAUAAAAAUUGGGACGCAGAAAUCAUAGUAGAAAUACACACACUCACACGUGUAAGACGUGUAUGUAAAACUAGUACUUAACGGUACUUGAUGUGAAUACGUUAAUUACAAACUUAAGACAACUAGUAUAACUAAUGAGCAUUAUGAGUAAGAAAAAAAACAUGUAAAUAUGUAACGGUAAUAUAUGAAUUUUUUAAUUUUUUAUUUUUAUUUUGUUUUUUUUGAUAUAUUUUGUUUUUUAAUUGCUGCAGACAAAUGAAAUCUUUAUUGUCAUAUUCAUAUGUAGGCAGCUCUAUAGGAAACCUGGAUGAAGUGUGGACGAAAAAUAUUAAUUUGCGAUGUCGCAAAAAUUAAGUGAUGAAAAAGUAAGUUAAACAUAAAACGCGCUUCAGAACUUGCUAAAAGCUAAUGUGCAACUUUUUAUUUUUCAAAGCUUUCGAAAGCUUUCACCCUUAACUGUGUGCUUUUAAAUUUUU
This is a messenger RNA of Bactrocera oleae (olive fruit fly), 6860 nucleotides long. RefSeq lists its product as uncharacterized. Gene Ontology annotation, molecular function: glycosyltransferase activity. NCBI's taxonomy places the organism in Eukaryota, Metazoa, Arthropoda, Insecta, Diptera, Tephritidae. The record is from RefSeq and is a predicted model, not a curated record. Gene Ontology annotation, cellular component: cytoplasm.